Molecule: messenger RNA, 268 nt
Organism: Funneliformis geosporum
Lineage: Eukaryota; Fungi; Glomeromycota; Glomeromycetes; Glomerales; Glomeraceae
Source: the annotation of a GenBank genome assembly
AUGUCUAACGUUGCACCUGGCUCUACAAGUGUUUCUCUUCUGACGGUUGACGAAGUAAAGAAAUUGAAUAGUGAACAACUUAACGAAUAUUUGAGAAGGAGACUGAAGGACACUAAGAAUAUUAAUAAACAUGCAAAUACUAUCACAGUCGAUCAAGAAGUUGAUGGUUCAAAUUUUCUUGAUUUAACACUAGAUAAUCUUUUGAGUAUUCGAAUACCUCUUGGACCAGCUAAAGAUAUCGAAAAGGUGAUUAAUGAAAUUAAAGGAG